Molecule: messenger RNA, 798 nt
Organism: Debaryomyces hansenii CBS767
Lineage: Eukaryota; Fungi; Ascomycota; Pichiomycetes; Serinales; Debaryomycetaceae
Product: methylthioribulose 1-phosphate dehydratase
Exons: 1
Coding region: 1-798 (265 amino acids)
Cellular component (GO): cytoplasm
Molecular function (GO): metal ion binding; methylthioribulose 1-phosphate dehydratase activity
Source: RefSeq, a predicted model, not a curated record
AUGUCUGCAUCUUGCUUCUGUAACAAAAAAAACGAUCAAAUCUCGAAAUUAGAUGAUUCUUUACUCGACGCUAAUGAUCCAAAUCAUCCGGCAAAUUUAAUCUGUGAAUUGUGUCGCUUGUUUUAUGACAACAAUUGGGUCACUGGUACAGGAGGUGGUAUUUCUAUUCGUGAUGUGAAGGGAGAGAAUCCAAAUUUAGUAUACAUUGCCCCUUCAGGAAUCCAAAAGGAGAAAUUACAACCAUGGGAAAUGUUUGUAGUUGAGUUACCGGACGAAAAGCUUUUACGUACCCCAAAUGAUUGUCCAGCGGAAUUAACCAAAUCUUACAAAUAUAAGCCUUCGGCAUGUACGCCGUUAUUCAUGAGUUGUUACACUAUGAGAGACGCUGGUGCAUGUAUCCACACUCAUUCUCAGAAUGCUGUCAUGUGUAGUUUAUUAUGGGGAGAUAAGGUUGAGUUCGAAAUUUCCCAUAUCGAACAAAUUAAGGCAUUGCCAAAAUUGGCGGUGAAUGAAAAGACUGGCAAAGUUGAAAAGGUUGGAAGCAUGCAAUACUUUGAUAAGCUCGUUCUUCCAAUCAUUGAAAACACUCCCCACGAGGAAGAUUUGACAGACAGUCUCCAGGAGGCCAUCAAAAACUAUCCAGGAACCACAGCCGUUCUUGUUAGAAGACACGGCAUUUAUGUAUGGGGCGAAGAUGUAUGGAAGGCCAAGGUUUAUAAUGAAGCCUUGGAUUAUUUGUUAGAGUUGGCCGUUAAAAUGAAGCAAUCAGGUAUUCCUACAACUACCCAAACGGAUUAG